GAAGUAUCAUGCGUCACACAGAUAUUCACAUACUGCUUAAAGACAUUCCAGACUCAACUCCGAAAUGGAGUUUUUCCUCAGAUCUCCAAUGAAACUCCUGCUUUUCGCUGCCUGGUUUUCAAGUGUGCUGGAUCCAUGCAGAUUUGAUGACAUUUGCCAGUCCUGUCACCAGAAUGCCAGCUGCAAGACGAGUGAUGGCUCUAAAAAGACCUGUGACUGCAAUCGAGGGUUCACUGGCAAUGGAAUCAGCAAUUGCCAGGAUGACAAUGAGUGUGAGAAUGUAACCGGAAUAUGUGGCCCAAAUGCCACAUGCAACAACACUGUUGGAAGUUACUUCUGUACCUGCAUGUCUGGAUUCACUACAAACGGAAAGCAGAAAUUUCAAACUAAUGAUGGGACAAACUGUAAAGAUAUUGAUGAGUGUGUGGAUGCUGGUAGAUGUGGACCAUUUUCUAAAUGCCACAACACAAACGGCUCAUUCAUCUGCUCGUGUAUAAGAGGUUAUACGUCCCCAGCAGGGCCCUGGUUUAAGCCUAAAAACGGGAGGGACUGCAGAGAGAACCCAAAGAAGCACUGCCAUCAGGACCACAGAUGUAUCAAAGAUGCUAUUAACAACACACUGGAAAGAAUGAUUAAUCUGUCAACUCCAGAGCGUCUGAAAGAGAUAAGACAUCAAACAUCAGCUGACCUCUCUCCUGUUCUCCUCAUGUCAUACAUCGAGGCCAUGGCCAGCCAUAAACCAAGUCCUGAGGAACACAUCAGUGAAACCAUCACGAAUCUGGUUUUCAGUGUGAAUAACUUAGUCAAGAAGGAUGAAAAGGUGGAAUGGGACAAGAUGAAUGAGGAUUUGAGGAAAUAUUACAUCACCACACUCCUUCACACAGCAGAGAAGGAAACACUGGCCCUGUCUGCUGGAUACACACACACGACGCAGAUGCAGGUGGAUGCUGGUGAAGUAGAAAUGAAACUAUACACAUUUGAACCCCACCAAGCACAUAAGCAACCAGUUUCAACAAACAUAAAAGGAAACUCCAUUUCGCUGACCCCUAAGAAUUCAAAAGAGAGAAGCAAUAACGGCAGCACCUCCAUUGUAUUUCUCAUUUAUAACAAUAUUGGGGAUCUUUUAAAGCCUGCUGAUGACCCUGGUGUGGCCGAUUACUCUCGCUAUGCAGCAGCGGGUGAAAUUACAGUUAAUUCGCCAGUAAUAGCAGCAGCCAUCAGUAACCCAAAGACAUUUGCACUGAACAAUGUGAACUUCACUCUCAAACACACACAGGAGAUAUAUCCUGCCCUUGAUGAGACUAAAUGUGCAUUUUGGGAGUAUUCCCAGAGCAUGAUGGGACACUGGAGUUUGGACGGCUGUACACGCACUCGUGUGAAUGCCACGCACACUUCAUGUUCCUGUAAUCACCUGACACACUUCGCUAUUCUCAUGUCCUCUGCUCAAGCCAAUUUGCUUGCACACUAUAAUGUUCUGACGAGAAUAACGCAGCUGGGAAUGGUGAUCUCCAUCAUCUGCCUGUCCAUGUGUAUCUUCACCUUCUGGUUCUUCCGAGACAUCCAGAACACUAGAACCACGAUCCACAAGAACCUGUGCUGCAGCCUCUUCAUGGCCCAGUUCAUCUUCCUCAUCGGGAUUAACAAGAUCGCACAUAAGUGGUUCUGUUCUAUUAUCGCUGGCCUGCUGCACUAUUUCUUCUUGGCUGCAUUUGCUUGGAUGUGUAUAGAGGGGAUCCAUUUAUAUCUCAUUGUUGUUGGCGUCAUCUAUAAUAAAGGUUUUCUCCACCGUAACUUCUACUUAUUUGGUUAUGGGAGUCCUGCUGUGGUUGUUGCAAUAUCUGCAACUCUUGGUCAUAAAUAUUAUGGCACCAGUACUGUGUGUUGGCUAAGCACUGAAAACAACUUCAUCUGGAGUUUCAUAGGACCAGCCUGUCUGAUCAUUCUGGUUAAUCUGCUGGCAUUUGCUGUGAUCAUCUUUAAGGUUUAUCGUCACACUGCAGUGAAGACACCUGAAAUCAGUCACUAUGAAAAUAUCAGGUCUUGUGCAAGAGGAGCCAUUGCUCUGCUGUUUGUUCUGGGAGUUACCUGGACAUUUGGUGUCAUGCACAUCUUAUAUGAGACUACCCUCACAGCGUAUCUCUUUACAUUCGCCAAUGUGUUCCAGGGGAUGUUCAUUUUCGUAUUCCUUUGCGUUCUAUCCAGAAGGAUUCAAGAGGAGUACUACAGAUUAUUCAAGAAUGUUCCAUGUUGUUUUGAGUGUCUGGGAUGAACUUUAUCAAAAGAGAAAUUAACAACAGCACCGGCCUGCAUGCUUUUAAAUUUGAGCACUAUAAAGAUGUACUUAGGAAUGUGUGUGACAAAGUUCAAAUAUAUUUAUUUUUGAGAGAAAUGUAUUAAGUAAAAUGUUACUGCAUGCUAUGAUCUAAAAGUUUCAUAACCAAUUGCAGUCAGUAGCUAAAGGUUUUACAGUCAAUAGCAAUUUUUUUUUUUUUUUUCUGUCUGACAAUUGAUUGUCUAAGAUGAUUUUAUAUGUACUGUAUUCUGGACUAAUAAAAACAUUUUCUACAAGUACUGAUUUGGGUCAUUCCACAAAAUCGGUGCCUUUUCAGGCGUGCAGAUGGCACUAGGGACCCGGGGGGGGAGUCAUACCUCAGACCAAUGAGCCAGCCUGAGCAGCCAUCUUGCCAUGAGCAUCACUGUUCCCAUGGCUUUAAAUGCAAGGGGCAAAAAUAAAAUAAAAAAUAAAAAUGUUAAAGCCUUUUCA
This is a messenger RNA of Onychostoma macrolepis, 2764 nucleotides long. It is a transcript of the gene adgrl4, whose product is annotated as adhesion G protein-coupled receptor L4. Gene Ontology annotation, cellular component: membrane. The record is from RefSeq and is a predicted model, not a curated record. Gene Ontology annotation, biological process: adenylate cyclase-activating G protein-coupled receptor signaling pathway; cell surface receptor signaling pathway. NCBI's taxonomy places the organism in Eukaryota, Metazoa, Chordata, Actinopteri, Cypriniformes, Cyprinidae. Bases 65 to 2269 code for a protein of 734 amino acids. The transcript has 16 exons. Gene Ontology annotation, molecular function: calcium ion binding; G protein-coupled receptor activity.